This is a messenger RNA of Strongylocentrotus purpuratus (purple sea urchin), 1657 nucleotides long. RefSeq lists its product as uncharacterized. The coding region runs from base 175 to 1113 and encodes 312 amino acids. The record is from RefSeq and is a predicted model, not a curated record. Lineage: Eukaryota; Metazoa; Echinodermata; Echinoidea; Camarodonta; Strongylocentrotidae. The transcript has 8 exons.
AUGAGGUAUUGUGUUUAAUCAUAAUCGCUGAAACCGCGAUAUUCUAUUCCUCUCUAUAAUAUUAGGCUAUACAGUUUCAAAACUAGCUCUACACUAGCUUGUCGGUCUGUUCACGUCGAACUCUGUUUUAACUGUAAAGUCUUUGCGUAGGUUUUGGUGUACCGUACUUUCAUCAUGAGAGAGAAUAGGGAAACUGUUUUAUUGGUUGGUUUACUGGCUAUCAUCAGCAUCACCGCGCUGGUGCUCGGGGUCGUGGGCUUGACUAAAUCCAACGGGGCGAGCCCGGGCGAGGCGCAGCCAGUCAACGUAUACACUUCUGGAUCGUCCGAUGCACUUACUAGUAACGAAAGGAUCUGGAUGAUUGCUAUUGGCCACUACGGUAGCAACGUUGAAUACUUGGAUGAAGAGACUUACACCAUCCGAGGAUUUAAUCCGGAUAUAGUGGAUGCGGUUUGCUCCAUCGCUAACAAGAACUGCAAAUUGGUAUACGACGUCUAUGGCAAUUGUUGGGACAGCAACGCAGGCCAGCGGCCCAGGGGCGGCCAGGGUCUAAUGGGAGGCUGGUAUGACGGUUGCUCGGGUUGGGUCCAAUCAUUUGACCGUCUGCUAACAUUCUCCUUCACAAAACCUUUCAUGGAAGCUAACAAAGUUGGAAUGUAUGCAAAGAGCGGCAGCACACUCUCAUACAGUGAUUUGACAAACCUGAAGGUCGGGUUCUCCGAUGGGUGGGCCUACGAUGAGUUCUGUCUUGCAAGAUAUACUGAUAUUGCGGGUUCGAGUCUGCGUCAAGGCCAAAUCACACAUUUCGCCUCAACAGAAAGACUAAUUGAAGCACUCAACUCUGGAGAGAUCGAUGUCAUUUUUGUCUCAGCCCUCUCUCAGUACGACAGCGCCUUGAUGAGAAUCACGCCCUCAGACUUCGAGAAUAAGUGUCUGAAAGGAGGGAAUUCUGUCAUGACACGUCACAAUAACCGCGAUUUCGUCAACUGGUGGAACGACGCGUUCGAUCGCCUUGUCCAGAGAGGGCGCUAUGAUGAAAUCUGUAAAACAGUCUCUGACAGGCAUGGCCAUAUCCCAGGGCGGGAUUAUACUGAGCUUUGUAUCGGCUAUUAGGCCACUUCUGAUUGGAGGAAAGCGUUUAUCACGUGACUGCAGACAUGCAUAUGACGCCAUUUUGUUGACGUCAUUUUCCUUCAGCGUCUCUCACUUUUCUUUAUCAUUUGAGAGAUGCAUUAAAAUAUGUUUUUAUUAUAUGUUUUGUCGUAUCCGUGAGAUGGCUUUAUUUUGUAAUCUUUGCUUUCGAAUUAUUCUCCUGUUAAUUUUGGUGAUAGUUUUUGUAAAAUGUUGUAACUUUGAUUUACCUGUUUUUAUAAUAAUUAUUAUAAAUGAUAUGUUCAACUAUAUGGCACUCUCACACAAUAAGUCUCAUAGCGCUUUAUAUGGUUAAGGGUUGAAAACUCAGUUUAAAAAAUACGUCUUCAAGUGCUUCGUAAAGGUGUCUAGUGUGUGUACUGUAUGGAUGAUGUUCCGGGGCAGUUGAUUUAAUAGGCGGGGUGCAUACACUCUGAACAUGACGGACAAAGAAAGAGGACAAAAUAUACACUUCCUCAUUCUACCCUCAACAAUUGCUGUGGUAGACAAAGGAACAUCCCUUCAC